This is a messenger RNA of Verticillium alfalfae VaMs.102, 1500 nucleotides long. RefSeq lists its product with no specific name. The record is from RefSeq and is a predicted model, not a curated record. The coding region runs from base 1 to 1500 and encodes 499 amino acids. The transcript has 2 exons. NCBI's taxonomy places the organism in Eukaryota, Fungi, Ascomycota, Sordariomycetes, Glomerellales, Plectosphaerellaceae.
AUGGGCUAUACGUGGUUCUUGUGCCAAUGCCAGAUUGGCCUCUACGCCAUCAACGCCGUGCCGCUCCUGACCAAAUUUCUCACCAUCCUCCGCGCGGCCACCUCGAGGAGGGAGCAUGAAGUGACCGGUGGAUACCACACCAUGGGGUCGAACUGGCAGCACAUCAACCCAGUCUUGUGGGUUGUCAUGUGCUGCCUGGUUGGUCUGGCGUAUUUCUAUCUCCUAGUCCGCAUGGCCAGGACCUGCGAGGAGUUUCUCCUGUUGUCUGAAGCCCACGCCUUGAAACAGGGAUUGCGGCUCCGUCCCAUCUUGCGUUCACGAUGGCCCGCCUGGCAGCGACAGAGCCCAGGGACGAGGAAGGCAUUGCUUGCGCCGAUUGCGCUGGCGAUCGUCGCCGCCAUCGUGGCGACCAUUGGGCUGCCCUGGGGAGGAACCAUCGUGCCCCUGGGGCCGUCAUACCCCCUCUCCGCCCUCAAUGAAACCUUCUACUACGGUCUGACGGAGAAGAGGGUCGCCAAUCCUCAUCGCACGGCGGAACCGGAAUAUGGAGUCGAGGGCCAACCUGUACCGACCUUUCUCCGGAACAGCGCCCUCUACCUUGCCGACGAGCAACUCGGCGAACUCGACGCUCUCCUCGAGACAAGCACGGAGAAGAUACGCCAGCGAUACUCGUCGCCACCACGGCACCGGCCCGGGUCAAGUCACGGUGAAACCACCAGGGACAUGGAAGAGGGAGACGACAAGCCCUUCCGUCUCGGCCAGAACCUCUUCAAGACGACGGCCACUGAGGGUCUCGGCUUUGCGACGGCCACCUUCUUCUCCGAGCUCAACACGACCCGUCUGGGCCUCCCCUCGUACCUCGCGCCGCGCGACCUCGAGGAGUGCGGGUUCUCCGUGGCCGAGUUCAAGCGGCCGGACUCGCUGCACCGGCGCGGCUCCGUCGUGGAAGGCGAGCCGUUCGUCGUGGGCAGGCAGUGCCUCGACGGCCUGUUCGCGUACCCGCCGGCCGCGGCCGUCAACCACCUGCUGCGGCGGCGGGGCAACGCGCUCGCGCGGGCGGCGCAGGUCUGGCACCCGCGGAACAGAAGGGCGCUCGAGGCCGUGCUGGGCGAGGUGGCACAGGGCUACUACAGCCUCCUGCGACAGCGGGUCGAGAGGGCUGACCUGCGGCUGACGGCCGACCAGGUGGCGGAUGAGAGGGCCGUGUGGAAGAACGUGGGCAUCAUGCUGCGGACGGACCUGAACGAGUGGAUGAGGGACAUCUGUGUGUUCAUCCUGCAGAUGAUGAGGUACGUUUUGCAGUUCCUGAUGGUACGGGCGUAUGUGCCUACCCUGCUACGGUGGUUCAGCUUCGCGAGACCGCUGGGCUACGAGACGGUUGAAGCGCCAGAGCAAAUGGAGGUAAAGGAUGCGAAGGAAAGGACCGAGGAAGACGCUGGCUCAGAUGAAGCUGCUUUCGAGAAGCCACCAGCAAAAGAGUCUUCCCAGGAGACGGUGUGA